AUCUGUGUCGCUUUCCGCCCCAUGGCCUUCCAAGCCGCUGAUAUCGGACUAUUUAGCGAUAACCGUCUGCGCAACGAGGCCCGAGAAGGGAAAUGCGAGGGAAUAAGUUCUUGAAGUUGGUCUCAGAUAUUUUAUGGCUCGAAGCGACUUUACUUGCUGUCAUUAUUAGUAGCGUACGGACUCCCGCGUCCGAGCAGCUUUCCAUAUAUUGCGACCAUGAUGGCUACUGCUAAGCAAAUUCCCAGUCAAUCUGGAGACAUACUAUAUUCUGAGAUCAUGCUGAAUGACAAGGAAUAGAAGCGCCAUUCCUACACCAAGGGUUGCACUCCCAAGCUCGCCCGCGAGAAUCUUCAGCCUUAGCAGAACGUCUUUCGACCGACCGCCCAGAGCCGAAAGCAGUAUUGAAUAUCAGAGGAAAGGAAGUUCCACGAUAGUACGCCCUCAUUCGCCGAUAAGCCUCCGACAGGAGGGCUAGUACAAAGUGGACUGCAUGCAACAGCGCAGCAGGAAUAGCC
Messenger RNA from Aspergillus alliaceus, 515 nucleotides. RefSeq lists its product as uncharacterized. The transcript has a single exon. The record is from RefSeq and is a predicted model, not a curated record. Bases 284 to 475 code for a protein of 63 amino acids. NCBI's taxonomy places the organism in Eukaryota, Fungi, Ascomycota, Eurotiomycetes, Eurotiales, Aspergillaceae.